This is a messenger RNA of Triticum aestivum (bread wheat), 1129 nucleotides long. Its product is annotated as tricin synthase 1. The record is from RefSeq and is a predicted model, not a curated record. Bases 16 to 906 code for a protein of 296 amino acids. NCBI's taxonomy places the organism in Eukaryota, Viridiplantae, Streptophyta, Magnoliopsida, Poales, Poaceae. Gene Ontology annotation, molecular function: S-adenosylmethionine-dependent methyltransferase activity; O-methyltransferase activity. The transcript has 2 exons.
UUUGCAUUACAACCGAUGAAGAAAAACGUGAGAGACGAGCGGAUAAAUACAGGCACGUACGUCGAAGCUGUGAGUGGACAGAAACUCGAUCAAACUCAUCCCUACUACUCCGGCCGCACCACCAACCGCGCAAGGCAGCGAGCAGAGUCGGAGAUGGACCGAGCCAUGGCGCCCAGCGGAGACACCGUGGCCAACGUCCACAGCGGCACCGACAGCACCAACAAGACGCUGCUCAAGAGCGACGCCCUGUACACCUACAUCCUCGACACCACGGUGUUCCCCCGCGAGCACGAGUGCAUGCGCGACCUGCGCCUUAUCACAGACAGGCACCCCAAGGGUUUCAUGCAGUCGUCUUCCGAUGAGGCGCAGCUACUAGGGAUGCUGGUCAAGAUGGCGGGGGCCAAGAAGACGAUCGAGGUGGGCGUGUUCACGGGGUACUCUCUGCUGGCCACGGCGCUGGCGCUCCCGGAGGACGGCAAGGUGUUGGCCAUCGACACCGACCGGGACUGCUACGAGGUGGGACGCCCCUUCAUCGAGAAGGCCGACGUGGCGCACAAGGUGGACUUCCGCCAGGGCACCGGCCUGGAGCGCUUGGACGAGCUCCUCGCCGAGGAGGACGGCGCCGCGAGCUACGACUUCGCUUUCGUGGACGCGGACAAGCCCAACUACGUGCGCUACCACGAGCAGCUGCUGCGCCUGGUGCGCAUCGGCGGGACCAUCAUCUACGACAACACGCUGUGGGGCGGCACGGUGGCCCUGCCGGCAAGCACGCCCAUGUCCGACCUCGAUACCCGCUUCUCUGCCGCCCUCAGGGACUUCAACGCCAAGCUCGCCGCCGACCCGCGUAUCGAGGUCUGCCAGCUCGCCAUCGCCGACGGCGUCACCAUCUGCCGCCGCCUCAUCUAGACGGACGUUCGUUCGUUCGGUCCGGUGUGAUCUGCGUGCGUCAAUUUCCCUACCGCCGGCCGCUUUAGUAAAUUUGUGUUUUUCCCCGGCCCUGUCCGCGCUGGCUGCUGAAGCAUCUGAUGAGUGGUUGUACUUAUCUACUCUAGUGUUGCGAUAUGCAAUGACGAGCUCGUGCAUGCGGAUGUAAUUGUUACAUUUAUCUCAGUUGGAUUGUUACAUGUGA